UUGCAUUCAAUUAGCAUCAAAAUAUGCUUUUAUAAUAUAAGCUGACAACUCGUGGUCGUCAUUCGUCACAAGAGCCGUAAAGCUGAGACGCAACACACUUCCGUCUACGUUUUUUCGACUCGCGAGCAGUCGUAAUUCCAUUGACGCGACGUUACGUAUUUAAGAUGGUACUGGCAGAAUUAAUCGGAGCAUUCAUCAUUAUCCUGAGUAUUGUUUACAUUUAUUAUAAAUAUGUGAUAUAUAAUUUUUGGCACAAGAAAGGGGUUUUUUAUAUCAAACCCAUUGUACCAAUUGGAAAUAUAUUACCUCUUGUAACUGAAAAAACGCAAGUAGGCGUAUUCUUCCAAGAUGCCUACCAAAAAUAUAAGGAACAUCGCUGUUUCGGAAUGUAUGCAUUUUUUAAACCGAAUUUGGUAAUCACCGAUCUCGACCUUAUGCGAACGGUAUUGACAAAGGAAUUCAAGUCUUUUCAUGAUCGUGGACUGUAUUCUAACGAAACUAUUGAUCCAGCGAUCAACCGUUUGUUUCUUAAUGGGCAAAAUUGGCUACGUUAUCGCGCCAAGAUGACACCAACAUUUACUGCAGGAAAAAUGAAGCAGAUGUUUGUCAUAGUUAAGCAAUGUGGCGAAGAACUCGCAAAGCAUCUGGAGAAGAAUGCUCAAAUGAGAGAUACCGUCGAAAUGAGAGAUAUAUUAACAAGAUAUGCAUCAGACUCUAUCAUGUCAGCAGCUUUCGGUGUCAACACUAACUGUAUUCAGAAACCAAAUGAAUAUCAAAGUACAUCACAGGAAAAGACAACUUUUGAUUCAAAUUUUUUUAAGCGCAUCUUGAUUAGGUUUGCACCGCAAGUUACGGACUUCUUUUCUCUUCCGUUCAGCGUACAAGCUGUCACCAAUUUUUAUAUGAAUUUAUUUCGAGACACCGUGGAAUAUAGAAAAGCUAAUGGUAUCGUCAGACCUGACUUGAUGAGCUUGCUCAUAGAACACGUGGAGAAGGAUUUUGAUCCUAAAGAGUAGAGAGGCUUGCCUGCGCGCUCGCGCGCGCGCGUAUGUUGGUGGCGGAUUUUGGUUCGCCACACCUAUAAUAUUUGCUUUAUAUUUGUCGUCAAUGAUUUCAAGUAUAUCCACAUUAGAGCAACACAGGCAACAAUAUACACGUAUGCAGUUUAACAACAAGGUUAUUAAAAUUAUCUUGUGUUUCCGGCAAUAAAGCGUUUGCACAAUUGUAUGAUCUUAUAAAUUAUUAGGAUGAUAUAAACAAUAACAACAUAAAUUUUGAUGAUUUAAAAAUUGGUAAAAUAUUGCUAGCAAACUGCUAAAACAAUGAAGGCUUAAUUGUUGCAAUUCUGAUAAUAUCAUAUGAUUGCAAGCAAUAUUUAUAUUUAUAUUUUUAAUUUAUUUAUGUAUUUUAAAGUCACAUCAAUUAUAAAUUUAGUUUAAAAGUGA
Molecule: messenger RNA, 1445 nt
Organism: Solenopsis invicta (red fire ant)
Lineage: Eukaryota; Metazoa; Arthropoda; Insecta; Hymenoptera; Formicidae
Product: probable cytochrome P450 6a20
Exons: 5
Coding region: 165-1016 (283 amino acids)
Molecular function (GO): iron ion binding; monooxygenase activity; heme binding
Source: RefSeq, a predicted model, not a curated record